AUGAACACGGGCUACGGAAUGCCCUCCAGGCGUCGUCUGCGGGGUCCUCUUCAUCCCCGCAAUCGUCCUCCGCCAUCGUCCUUCGAAGACACCCUCGCCGCUUCAACGUCAUCAGAAUUACCCGAUGCAUCGACCUCGCGGAUGCCGCCACCAUCGUCGACACCUUCAGGAAAGAAAAGGGAAUGGUCGGCAACGAUCGGUCGCGGCGGACUCGGAUCGCUGCCUUGGGAACAGGCGGGCCCCUCCUCGUCGGGCCCGUCUCAUAGUCAGCACGAGGUUCCACAGGCAGACUUCAGCUUUCAGUCUGGAAUGGGUUUCCCGACCAGCGCGUCUGCCGCCUCGAUGGCCUCACUGUCUUCCAUGCCCUCUUCCAGCAGUUCGGUCUCCUUUGCAAGCUUUCGUCAGCAACACACGCCCAUGUCGGCUAGUCCGACAAGCUUCCGCACCGCCGGAGAUGCAGAUGACUCGUCUUUUCACCCUUUCAGCAACGCGAUACUCUCGCGAGGUGGUCAGUCUGCCGAGUCUGCACUGCGGGAGACGUCUCAAGCGAUACACGACGCCAGCGUGCCGUCGGACGAUCCACCGCGCAAGCGCCGUCGAGGUCUGGCAGGAGCCAUUGUGGAUACCGCGCUCAACGCUGCACUCUACACAGGUGCUGCGGCCCUCACUGCGUACUCUCUCUGGUCUUCUUGGAGCCAGUCGGCCGAAGGAGAGCAUCAGAGCCAUCACCCAGACGCUGGGCCGGAAGCGGACAUGGGUCAUGUCAUAUCGCCGCAUGCACGAUCUGGGCACAGUCAUGCAGGCAGCAAGGAGGUCAAGAUGCCUCCUGGAGGAAUGGAAGAACCUCCUCCGCCGUACUAUGAAGACCAUUCGACGCCCUCAAAGUCAAAGCCGCACCAGCCGUCUACGCCCCAAUCCAGCUCCAAUCGCAUGCGUAAGGUCUUUGUCUCCUCGCAGCGCAAUCGUCGGAGACCGACUUUCCAGGGUUCAAAGGCGAACAGGCAAGGCACGCCUCGAAAGACCCUUUCGGACGCUUUCCCCGGGACAACAAGCUCUGCUGUGCACCCCAGCUCUAGCCGUGACCCUAUCUCAGCUCAAAUGACGCCCUCCUCCAGCGGGGGCGUCAGUGUCAACGCCAACAACGUGGCAACACAGGACGACGAGGACAAUGAGGAUGGCAAUGGUGAUGAGGACGAUGACGACGACGACGACGACGACGAGAUGCUCUCUCGCUUCGAAGCAAAGAUGAACGCGCUCAUCGCCGAAGGUCAAGCUGCACUCAACUCGACCCCGACUUUGCACGAAUCGGACUUGCGCGACAUCGACACCCCAUCGCCCAGUCUCGGGAUGGGCAUGAGCUCGUCGCGGUCUCAGCUGCUGUCGCCACGAGCUUCCCAGCGAUUCGAUGUCUCUUCCGGUCUAGGUUCGCCGUUCACACACCGUGAUAGCCACCCCGAGACAUUGCCCUCGCCUCUGGGUGUAUCCCGCUCCACCUCGCAUCCCGAUCAGCUGGCGUCCACCAACAGCGACAGCAUCUCCUUCCUCCCCGAGCCUGUCAAGCGCACCUUUGCCACGCCUACCGGCGGUCAGGGACUGCGUCACUCACGCUCGGUAUUCGAUUUCAACGCCGACGCGGCCGAGCGGGGGACAAGCAGUGCUUCACCGUACGUCUUUGGUCGCACCGACCCCGCAUCCGGCGCUGCAGCUGGAAGUCCGUCACUCAGAGCAGCCACGACCAGAAGAGUUACCGACUUUGGCGCAGCUGCACGUACAGGCACGCCGUCAAGCGGCAACAGUCCACACAGCAGCCGUAUACCGAGAUCCAUUUCGAGGAAGUCGACGAUUGACGCUCGACCGUCUGCUUUUUAG
This is a messenger RNA of Pseudozyma hubeiensis SY62, 1869 nucleotides long. RefSeq lists its product as hypothetical. Bases 1 to 1869 code for a protein of 622 amino acids. The transcript has a single exon. NCBI's taxonomy places the organism in Eukaryota, Fungi, Basidiomycota, Ustilaginomycetes, Ustilaginales, Ustilaginaceae. The record is from RefSeq and is a predicted model, not a curated record.